ACGGAAGAAGGAAGUUAUGCACCUGUUGCUGCAGCUGCGUCUGGAUUUAGGACACCUUUAAACACAUUUCGAGACUUGCACAUACUAGCGGUAAGUAAAUCUUAUUCACCUUAAGAAAAACAAACACGUGUGAACAUCCAUACUAUCUGCUGGGAUAAACGGAAAUGGCGCGACUUUAAGUUUCGUUUCAGUUUAAGACAUGACUGUGUCCCGAUAGACCGACAGACUGAAUCACUGAUCGGUUUUUCUUUCACUUGUCCUGUAACCGUGAAGCCUGAUCAUGGAAGAAGUAGGCCUACAGGAUGCAGUAGUGUCAGGUAAGGAGCAGCUGGAUCAGCCGAGCUCCACUUUCGAAGGACCGGAGGAGACCCAGACUGCUGUCGGCUCAGGGCACACGGAGGAGCAGGCAGCAGAGGUCGGACCGGCGGCCCCGUCCUCCAUCCAGAAUGGAGCCAGCUCUGCGCCGACACCUGUGGACCAGUUCAGGUCAAGGAGGUUCUUCGUGCUGAGGGUAAAAGACUCUAUUUUAAUUCCCUUUGACAUUAGGAAGGCUUAAAACUUUUAUUUUAUGCAUAUUACCACACUAGCAGAAACUUGUGGAAGGUCAUUAAGUUUCCUCCUUAAGCCACAUUAACUUUUCAACCCCCUUGUGUUUAUUCGGUAUCUUUACUUAUUUAAAGCUAUUCUGCUGAAAUACUGUAUGUUUAGUAUCGUGGGCCUUAGGGAACAGUCAUCCAUAAUUUGAUUUUAUUUUACUUAGUUUUGACAUUUUAGGUGAAUUUCUUAUUUUAUCUUGGCAUAAAGUACAGUGUGUGGUAUUUAGACACAUUGCAAAUUUGUAUUGAUAAAUGUUUUGAUAGUGACGACUUGGCAAAUCUAGGAUCAUGCCUCUCCUACCUCACUGCAGCUUCCUGUCCUUAAACCACCCUCACCUCACUGACCUGAGGGGUGAGCAAAGGGGCAUUACAGUCUACAGUCUAACCAUUUCAUAUUUCUAUAUUUUCUAGUUUUAAUCUCAUAUCAUCCUAACUGGUAUCCUCAGUGUUGCUAAAGCACAACACAAACAGAACUAGACUUAACUUGCCUCAUUUGUCAGAGAAAUAGCAGCAUGACAUACUGUGUCGUACACUGUCCUUUUACAGUGAUGAGCCCAUAUGUUAUGUUUUCUUGAUUUGUGGGAAGUUGUGUCUUUAUCAUGAAAAGAGUAGCUCUACCAGCAGAUAAUGAGGUAACUCAGUUUGCGACAGUUGAAAAAAACAGCUUUAUUGCUCUGACACAAUGAUGUAGAAGUAAAGAUUUAGAGUAAAAAGCUGAAGAAGACUCAUCUACAAAGGAAAGUAACUAAAAUGCAUGGCAAUUAUAAUUUCAACUGUGUUUAUAUGAGUUAGGGACAAUGUACAACAUAAAACAUAAGUUUAACAUUUGGAUUGUAUUAAUUCUAAAUUAUGUUAAUCCUAGUGUCCUACUGUAGUAUGGUCCUACAGUGUUGGAAAAAAGUUUGGAAUAUUUGUCAAUUCAGCCCCAGCCUCUUGUUUAACGCGGUCUGCUGCUUUCUGGAUAAUUAUUCAAAGACUUUUUAAUGUUCCCUGGUCUCUGUGAUAUGUUUUUGAAAUUCACAUCAAACUAUUUUGUUUCUCAAAAAAUUGUAGGGCGGACACCUCAUGAUUCACAAAAAGCCAUAGAAAUAACGCAUAAAAUCAUGAGUCGGUAUUUAAUAAAUAAACGGCUGUAAUUUUAAAUUGCCACAAAAUACGUGGACCAUCUUUGAAAGCAACAUCAAACAUAACAAGACGAUAACAACAAUACAGUCAGUACUUUGUGUGACCGCCUCUAGCACUGUACAAUGCACGUACACGUCUGGGCAUGCUGGUCACUAGGUUGGUAAGAGUUUCAACCGGGAUUUCUCGCCAGCAUUGGAUCACAGCCUGAGUCAGUUCAGCCACGUUUGUUGGAGGAUCAUUCACGUUACACGAAACACUGAAGAAAAUAUUCCAAACUUUUUUCCAACACUGUAGUUGGCAGUUUUAGCAUGCUUCUAUAGAUUCAAUUUAGGGUACUGAAAUGUUAUCCAAAUAUUAGUUACCUGUGUGUCUCUGUUUCCUCGCUAUUCAUGUACAACCCUACAUAAAUUUGGGUCAGGUAUGCAAUUACUAGCACACUUAAAGAGUAUCAUUUUAUAACGUUCACCUCACUAUUGCAUACACUGGAGUCAUAAAAGGGCUGUAAACUGGGCCAAAAUUACACCUCAGUGACAGUGUCAACAGCAUAAAGAACUUUAUCAGGAUCCCAAAGGUAGCGCUGAUUGGAUUGCAAUGGAAAGUCAGUCACACAUCCCAUGUUGCUGUGCGGCUUAGCACCAGGCUCAGAUUACUGUAAGACUGUCAGGAGCCCUCGCCAUGAACUCCUAAUCUCUAAAAGUUCUCCAAGUUGGCGUUGUGAUAAUAAAACACAAACUGUAAGAGUAGAUGCACUGUCACGUUAUUAAAAUGACACUGACAGCAGGGAUCGCUAACAAUAGCUGACAUGUUGGUUGUGUAUUGUGAACUGAACACUGAAUGUGUUUCUUGAAAUACUCUAAUUCAUACACAGAAGCUGCUCACUCAGCUUUCUUCAUUCUCAGCCGUCUUUUUAUGAUGUGCUGAGGCUUCAUGUUUUCAUUUAUUGUUAUGUUGUUUGACACACAGAUGGGCUGACAUUUUGUUGGAGUACCAGUCCCAGCUGCACAUCUGCCUCAAAGAUUACCCCUUAAGCUUUCUGCACACACAUUGUGAUUGUCACAAUGGAAAAUUAGAAAGUGACAUCCUCUUAUUUUUGUCUCCCCAGCCUGGCACUCUGAAUCAGGCCAUCAAAGACGUUGAAGCUCUGGUGGAUAAAGAAGUCGAUGGCAACAUUCAAGGCACUUGGCUGAUGGCAGAGUGAGUUCAUGAUGUCAGUGUAAUGUUACACAGUGUUAUGUUCAUGCUGACAUGCAGCAUAUCGUCUGCCCUGUCAGAGCAUUUUUAUGUCAGCUACAACUUAACAAUUAUAAGCAGUACUUAAACACUUGGGAAUAGAGUUAUUAUUAUUUAAAGUGGCUGGUCUUCAGGGGGUUUUGUGUCAGUGUAUCAGUAAUCAUGACUAUAAGGCAGCUAUAACAGCUAUUUCAACACUUAACAUCCCAUGGUCAAUAAUAGCGUUUUUGGCCUCAGUUACCUCACUGAAGAUACUGCCUUAUGUUGUGAGUAACUGUGGACACCUUAUGGCACAUUUACUGCGACAUGAGUAUGUUGAAUAGUAUGUUCUAUUAUCUCGAAAAACAAUCUAUAAAUCAAUCUUUGUUUUAAUGGGCGCUUAUUCACAAUAAAUGUUUUCCAAAGACACUUAACUGGUCUAGACCAGACACUGUUCACAUAGACCCAAUGUAAAGAUUGGACUUAGACUGAGCUCCAUCCUAUAAGAUCAGACCCACUCUCAUCCCAUCUUCAACCACAUGAGCGAAACACUUAACAGCAUUUAUCAAGGUACAGAAGAGAGGAAGAACUUCCUUUAAGAAGCAGAAACCUCGAGCAGAACCAGACUGAUGUUAGACAGUCAUCUGCUGAGACUGAGCUGGGAUUAGAGAGGGGAGAGAUAGAGAUGGAGAAAGAGAGAGAUGGACAGAGGAGAGACUGAUAUCCUCUGCCGAAGGAGAUCAGACUGUUAAGUUCCUUAUCCUUUUUUAAGCAAGUUUAUAAACAAUUUUAUUUAUAAAUGUACAUUUACUGGAUAUGAGUUUUGAUGUAAUUCCAAACCUUUAAUUUAAGACUUAAUGUGUUAUUAUUAUUAUUAUUAUUAUUAUUAUUAUUAUUAUUAUUAUUAUUAUUACUAUUAUUAUUAUUAUUAUCAGUAGUAGUAGUAGUAGUUUCAUCUUUUAUUGAAGUCUAAAUCAUUCCUGUUGACUGAGUGUUUUGGAAAUUGUCCUGAUGUCUGCUGCUGUAUGUUUUACCUCUAUUUUUAUUCUGUUUUUAUGUUGUGAAGCUCUUUGAAACUCUGUUUUGAAAUGUGCUAUACGACUUAACUCAUCGUUAUUUUUAUAAAUGAACAGACCCUUAGUACGGUGAGAGACACAGCUGUGCACAUUUAAGUAGAUAUCACUGUUCUUACAAACCCCAAACUCCAAAGACAGCCACAUAUGAGUCAAAGCAGAGUUAGUGAUUUAAGUGCCUCGAACACAGAGCAAAAUGAAGUGACUGCAGGACAUUUACCGAGUGCACUUGCAGAUGUCAGGUUGUAUCAGUCCUACAAAAAGCUUUCAGGAAACAUUUAAAAGGCUGGCCAUGUGAGGAUGAAUAAUACAUCCCAUUUAUGCAGCUCUGUCCAACAAACACGUUAAUGUUUGUCCUAUAUUUGGCCUGGAUGUAGGAUUUUCUGCUACAGAAACAGUGCAUUAUAUGCUAAUUCAGUGACGCUGCUGCUUUCCCUAGAGGGCAGCCAGUGACUAACGUCGGAAAAACGUGAGAAAUUCCUCAAAUGUGGCUUUGCUGAAGAGGAUUUUCACUAAUUUUAGAAAGUCUAAGUUAAUCUAAUUUUGUGUUUUUUUUUCAAUGUUUGGAUGGCUUCUCUUUUGUUCCUGUUGUUUGUUCUUGGAUUUAUGAUUUAUCCCUGUUGUUAAAGCUUAUUCUGAGAAAGUAUUAAUCAUGAAUGACUCUGCUUUUGAACACAGAGUGGGUGGUUUUAUGUAUUUAUGUAGAAACAAAACACUGGAGUCCCUAGAAGAGUGUCACUUUGUGUUUUCCAGCGAUGGUGGGUUAUGACAAGGAAACUUCUGUGCUUGUGUAAGUUCAGUUUACAUAUGUAAAUGUUCACCUUUCUGUCUUUGGACCAUCAGAUGUAACACCUAUUGAAGAUUUUUUGCUGCAAAACAAAGAUCAACAAACAUCGUCAAGCAAAGUGCAUAAAAUCACUUUCCCCUGCCCUGCAGUAGCAGUUUCAGGCAUUAAAAUAACAAAAUGGUUAUAAAAUACUGUUUCUUGUGAAUAUAUCUUGUGGUUAACAAAGAGACAACAGUAUGAGAUUCUGUGAGUUUCAAAACCAGUGAAAAACUCCUCACAGGAGCUUUAAUAGAGAAUCAAACUCAGAGAGACUCCCUGCUGCCAACAGAUUUCAGAAACUUUGUGCAUGCCUCAAAAGGACUUAGGCUGUGUGCACAGUGAGGGGGUUAAGCGUUUUUUGACUUUAGUAGUCGGACUGAAACAUUGUCAACUCAGUGCAAGAAGUCUGGGUCUAAACUUUCUAAAGGUGGCUCUGUUAAUUGUAUUUUUCCAGAUUAUUUAUUUAUUUUGUAGAAAUUUAGCUAUACAGAAAUGUUUCCAUGCACAUUGUAUAAUCUUUGCCAAGGGCAUCUUUGGGAGUUGUGAAGCUCUUUCAUUACAUUAUUGAGCAGCUUUGCUCUGUACGUUUUUUAUAUUAACCUUAAAUAACAUCCUACAGAAUAUUUAGAGCUGCUCCUCCUAACUCACGCAAAUAAAAAGUUCAUGGUAAAAAUGCUCACUAUAACAUAGGUUUAAAAAUAGAAGUAGUCACUAAACAGUAAAAAAAAAAGAAAAAAGGGGGAGGUCAUAAUUUUGUGUCAUCUCAUCCUGUUUCGCUCAAAGAAAAAGUGUAUGACCUCUUAUCAUGGGCUGUGCACUGAAAGGGACUUUAAAUGAGGCCAGGUUGGUGUAAAGAGGGUUUUUCCUUCAUAUAUUUUUAAAGAGGGUAGAAGGAGAAGAAGAAAAACUGUUUCUGGAUAGGAGUCAUCUUUUAAACCUGGCAGCUGGUCCAGGCCAAGAAGUGGGCUGGCACCUGUCCUAAACAAAAACCAACAGUAGAUUAAAUCUUCACUCGAAGUCAAAGGUACCAAACCCAUUAGACAUCGAGGAAAGUAUCUUAAAAUUUUGGACACAAUGUACAAAGCUUAACCCUUAUUUUCAGAAACUUGGCUAGUACAUUUUUAUUAUUCUACUUGCAGACUUUGUACUUUUUAAGGUAGUUCAGAACAUUAUUUUGGUUUGUAACAUCCUAAAGUUAGAUGUUCAUCAGGACUUUCCAUGACCCUGAACAAAAAAUCUUGUUAGUUUUGAGUUUUUUAGUUUAAUUCUGACUUUAACAUGUUAAUGAACUCUGAGUGUCUUUCAGACUGACUUAGGAACAUGCGUUUUUGUUUGUGUUGCAUGGAAGAUUUUAUUUUUUGAUGGUUUUUUUUCUACUGUUGUGUUUGUCCUUUUGGCUCUUUACUUAUAACAAUCAAAAAGUGUAUUAAUAAAAUUUGCAUUAACCCUGCUGCGAGGAACUUUAGUGUGUGAGUUUUGGCGCCAACUGUGGAUCAAGUUAUGCUUCUUUUCUUUUAUCAUGUGUGAGUGAAACUAAAAACCUUGUUCUGUUGUCUUUUAAAAAUGAUAAGCAUAAUUCCCUGUGAGUUUUGCCAUAGAAAAGGUAAAACGGGUUGUUUCUAGGGCUUGUUGACAUUUUUUCUGGAGUGAAAUCUCCUCCCUCACGAAGAUCGGACAGAAGUUUCCAGCUUUGAUGGUCUCAUUUGCUUUAAAGGUCACAGAGAGGCACCACUAUCACUUGCCUUUCACAGUUCCUUAAAACAUCCAAGCAAAUAACUUCACUUCCUUUCAAAAGGACACCCAAACAUUUUCAUGUAUUUGUGACACACCGCUUUUCUUUCUCUUUUUGUUUCAGGGUGGACCACUGGAACAACGAGAAAGAGCGUCUUGUUCUGAUCACAGACAACACUCUUCUGAUCAACAAGUACGACUUUGUCCUGUUCAGGUGUGAGCAGAUACAGAGAGUCCCUCUGAACUUAGUGGACCGCAUUUGCCACGGCACCUUCAGCUUCCCCAAACACUCCAUUCUGCAGUAAGUGUGUCCUCAUUAGCCCUUUAUUAGUCCUUCAACAAGAAACUUGAAGUUUAUUGUGUCUGAAAAACUUGCAGCUUUGGGAAAUGAUAACCAGGAAACUUCAUAACUUAAUACAGACACAUUCAAGUGAGCAAAACCGCAUUGUGUUAGACAGAGAGCCGCAGAUCUCUGGUGUCUUGACUCAUUUUUAGUAAUUAUUCAAAAAUUUUAAUAAAAUAAUUAGUCAAAUAAAAUGAGUCCUCUUUAAAAUGAGCUCUUUGUAUUGUUUAGUUACUAAUUAGAAGUAAAGCCUUACAGGGAUUAGCUCUUUUUAUCUGAUUUAUGCUCUAAUUUGCUUCCUUCCCUUUAACGCUUGAGCUUUUACACGAAACAUGCCUGGUCACUUUUGCAAAGAAUUUAAAGAAGCCGUAAAAAAACAAAAUAUGCAGCCUUUUUUAAUUUCAAAGACAGCCAAAGUAUGCAGGAUUUUCUAAAAAGUGUUGCUGCUGAUAUGAGAUGUCAGUGAAGGGAGUGAGGGCAGCAUCAGAGGGCGGUGUGGUCGGAAGGAUUCUUGCAGAGGAUGGUGCAGGGAGCAGCUGGGGACACGUAGAGAAGUCGAGCCGAAACAGUCAUGGCAGGCGGGCGAGUGUGCGGAGAGUUUUUAGGGCUGAGGAGUGCAGAGCUGUCACUUGGAGCUGUCGCUUAACUGAUUAGUAGCAAAAUUAAUGUAGUCCUUUCAUCUAAACCUUUUAAAGACGGCUCAGGGGAUACCAAACCAACUAAAACUAAUUUGAUGAAUAAAACGUAAUGUGCUGUGAAGAGCUUAGAGAGCGCUGCCUUUAUUGGAGGCUUUAUCUCUGCACAUUACGUUGAAUUAUACAUAAAACACUCCUGAAAGCCACCCGGGAGUCCGACAGUAAAGAGACGGAUUCAAAUGAGAAAAGACUGGAGCCUCAAACAGUUCCCUUUUCUGUCUUCAUCUUCAUCCCUCCCUCUUUCUCCUCGUCUUCCUCUCUGUCUCUCCCUCAGGAAGUGUCUUCUUUUUGUCUAGGUCACUCUGUCUUAUUUUUGGCAGAAAUUGAUCUACAGUCAACUUCAUCUGUGUAUGAAAAUGAAUCUUCUACAACACUGCAAUAGUGUGAAGAACUUUGUUUCCACAUCAGAGAAUCAGCAUGAGACAGAAGAGCACUAAAAACCAGGCUGUGAAGAUUAUUCAGUCCUGAUUUCUGCUCAACCCUGUUUCUCAUUAACUACCUUUUGGAACAACUAAAGACUCUGUAGCCACACAACAUUAGCAUAUCAGAUAGAGUAUUGAAUUAAUAAACAGUAACCAACGACCACAUAAAGAAACCAAGCUGCAACCUCCAGUGAAGAUUUAUGCAAUAGAAGAAAAAACAGCAAUUCCUCAAUGGUCCAAUUGAGGUUAGCUCCAAGGAGUGCCUACAUUUACCAUGAUCCCUUAAUUAAUGACUGGUAUUUAAUCCUAAUGAUAACCCAUAUCAUGAGCAGGAUGAGUGAUGAAAGGCCAGCAUUCAAUUUAGAACCAGGACAGAUUCAUGUUUCUGAUAUGGAAUAUGUAAAUAUGGGAAACAAGUUACUCAUGAGUUCACAGUGAUCCCACAAAAAACCAUUCAUACAUCCUGAACUAUUUGACUAAAUAAUAUCAUAGUAAACCAGAUCACAGGUCAUUUAUGCACAGUCUGUUCCUCUUUUUUCUUUGUAGUGACCGAGUUUAUCACCAUCAGCACUAGGCAUGUGCCGAUAUGAAAAAUUUGAUAUGACGAUAUUGGUGCCCUAAAAGAUCACGAUUCACGAUAUUAUCGUGAUAUUAGCGCAUUGCUUUUAACGUUAUUAAAAAUGGCAAAAAGCUGCGAAAUCACUUCUCUGUGCACAGCAUGACACGCACAAACAAUAUGAGCAAGAGGCAGCUAACGCGACAUUGGGAGCAUUAGGGUUUUGGAGCUAAAGUUAGCAGAAAUGUCACUAACAUUGUCAAUAAUAAGCAGUAGAGUAGACCAAACUUGUUGCGGUCACGUUGUUUUUACCUUGAUUUGGGCGAAUGAUGCUGGAUGGUGUUCACGGAGGUAGGCACGUAAGUUUGAAGUGUUAGACAACGGCGCUGCAACUUCCUUACGGUGUAACCUGCAGAUUGGUGUCAGGUUUAUCUGCUCCGUCUGUUUUGUGAAGCCCCAAAUUGCCAUACUGCUGACAAAACCUUUUUAACAGGAGGAUACAGCCGACUGAGCCAAGGCGUUUCGUCUUUCUCAGUCUCCGACUGUUCUUGGUCCGGUGUUAUGCCGUAGAAUGCACCCCUGCUGUUGAAUGCACCCCUGACAGGAGCGCGGUUGAAAGUACAUAACAAGGUGAAAUAAUCCAAGUUUUCCUUACCGUUGGGCUUUGACACCGUGGGUAAGACUACGAGCAGGUUAGGUUGGUAAGUACUCGUCUUUAAAUUAUAAUGUGGAACGAUUAUUACAGUACCUUACGAUUUCAUAAUCGCAGCUGUUUGAUAUUGCAUAUCGCGAUUAAAUUGUAUAUUGGCACCUCCCUAGUCAGCAUCUUCACAUCCACUUAGAGCUGCUCCAUGAGUGCAAAAUUAAAUCUCUUUACAGGAUGAAGAUGAAGAGUCUUCAACAAGUUCAUUCAGGACAGAUAUGUCAAGUUUUACACUUUCUAAUCAUCUGUCAUACUGGAGCUGUAAGCAAAGUAUUAUCUGAAAAAUAAACAUACUAUUCUGUGUAAAAGCAGCAUAACCACGCAAUCAGGGUUCACCAGACUGAAGAAACUGAAAGAGACAAUAACACACACGUGCACCAUCAGUCAAAUUAAAGCAACAACAACCACUGUACAGCAGUCUACUGUGGCCCUGUAUGGCUAUAGCUUUGAAAAAAAACAAACCAAACAUAGGAAAGUCUGUAUGGUGGGGGUUGAUCUAUGGACAGAGCUAGUCUGAUUGAACAUUUGUAGUACACAUAGAGAGAGAUAGAGAUGUAAUUAGAUAAAGACUAAAUAAACCACUUUUACAGGGAUACAGAACCCUUUGUGAAUAAUGCAAUAAUGUGGCUGGAGUUAGUGAACAAGAUCCUCACUUUGUAUAAAAUAUUAUCACUACCUGUGGGCUCAUUACAGAUACUCAUUAUGCAAUGCAGCACUUUUUUUCUUACAGUUGUGUUUGGCUGAAUAGUGUAUUGGCUUGCACUGUUACUAUGCUUCUUCAAGCGAGCACUGUGGAACUUUGCUAGUGUGUUGAUAACCAAUGGUUUGUAAAACCAGUUGUAAAACUGCCUACAAAGUGAUAUCACUUUGAGAAUUUGAUACUAAGGUCUGUGUCUAAUUGAAGCCUGUCUCAUAUAAAGACCUGGAACAUGAGGCAGUAAAAACAAAUAGAAGACAUGUAUUCAUCAAUCAGAUGCAUCAAUCAAACAAUAGACUGUAUUGCUCAAUUCUAGAGCAAACUGUACCACCACACAGAUUAGCUUCCUUCUUUACUUUUAAUUAAGACUCUAACAUUGAUGUAUAUUUGUAUUUUUUUAUAGUGGGUUUAACCAAAGUGUGUCCCAGUCAUCAUUUUUUUUUGUCUUCCUUCAGUGAUCUUUGUCUCAGACAGCUGUAGCUAACUGGACUGAAUUUAAACAUCAGCACUAAGAGCUCAAGACAGAGAAUAAUCGAUCCAAAGAAAAGUAGAUUGCCUAGGAAAGAGCCGCCAAACAAGAAGAUAGCGAAAAAAGAAAAAAACAAACAAACAAUGCUUACUCUUGCGCGUAUACGCUUAUGUGUACACUCUAAGGUGACUGAUAUCCCAGCAGCAGCAGCAGCACCCAGCUUAGCUCCAGUGUCAAGAAACACACUGCCUCCUGAAAUUGGAGCUGUAACACAAAAAUACUUAUUGUAGCUGCAGAAAUUGAUAGAGUGGUGAGAAAUAAUGCUCUUUUAAUUUCACACCUUGUGUCCUUAUAUUUCACUCUCUUGCUGAAGGUGUAAUCUGGGGUCAUUAGAGUAAAAUCUGUGCUUUAACGUAUAAAACUGUUUAAUACUUUUUAGGGAUUCUCUUUAAAAAGUACAAUUUUUAGGCUCAUCCGAAAGAAGAUCCUCAGAUUCAUAUUAAGGGAAUCUUGUUUUUUGGUAGAUCCAAAAACUUAGGUUAUUUGAUAUUUUUCCUCAAAAUGAAAUUUCCUUUUAAAAUCAAUGAGACAUCAUUUAACAUACAUAUAUUCAGCUGCUUUUUCAACUUUCAUGGACAAAAAUCUGGCCUGUUGCAGUUAUAGUUUUGGUGAUCCCAUUCCUGUGUGAGAAAAUUCAGUCCGCAGCUGACGGUUGUGAUCUGACCACAUGAUGUCAGUGUACAUCCUCGGUACAGACAGUUCAUGCAGGAGCUCACCACAUCACGUUUCUUCAUCUGUUUGAUGUUGUCAUGGCUGAUUCUGCAGCUGUGUGUAUGAGUCUGUGCUACUAGAAAGUCUAAUAAUGAACGUGCGCACCAAAUUCAACACCUGCACAGUUGCAUCAGAAAAUAAAUCCCCCUCCUCCUGAAAUAUUUAUAAAUGGACAAGAACCUGUCGGAUUUUCAGCAUGUGAAAUAUUAGGGAUGAUUGUUUAUUGAAGUCUUACCUCCAAAAAACACAUUUCCAGAAUUUAGAAAGACAAAAGACACAACUUUGUAUUUUAGAUUAAUCGAAAAUCAUAGAUGAAAUAAAAUACCCAUGCAUUCAGUGAUUAAACAUCAACUGUUUUACAGCCUCCUGCAGAAAAAUAGCUCGUUAAUAUAACAGCUUCAUCAUAUGUGUAAGAAAGCUUUCGAUAUUUGUAUAUCACAGGUAAAAAUCAUUUUAAUAUUUAUCUUUCAAUAGUCAAAUAUAAUCUUUUACCACCAGAACUUCUCAAACAGCCUGUGUCAGAAUAUUGACUUUAUCGGAGAGUGAUACAUCCGCAGGCUGGAUUUGUGCAAUAGUUUGAACCUGGAUGUUGAGCAGAGCAAAAAAACAAACAUUUUGUCAAAGAAAUUGUACAGAAAAUGUCAAUAAGAUGAAGAGUAGAUCAAAGAAAGGGAAAGCUGCUUCAUUUUAUUCAUCAAUAAUAACAUGACUGUUUUCUGUGAGUUUUCUUCCCAUCAGACGAGUCAGGUAGUCUGAAUUUAAAUGUUCUUUUUAAUGACCAAGAAAUGGGUUUAUUUGGGACAUCCCUAGGAGAGAUGCAAGGGUUGUUUUGGGGUGUACCGAUACAGCUUUUUUUUUACUCCCGAUACGAUGCCGAUAUUGUAGCCUUCAGUAUUGGCCAAUACCAAUAUUAAUCCUAUAUUGGCGCACAAUUGUGCAUGACAAGUUUUGCACUCAGCUUUUUUGGAUUUAAACAAAAAAUACUGCCACAUGACAGACAUCACUCCUACUCCUUGCUACUUUGUUAGUUCCUUAGUACACACUGUUGUUGUGAUCACGUGGACUCUGCAUGCUGGAUUCUGGUGCUGCUAGAUAGAGGUGCUGGAGUGGAGUCUGGAACCUACUGCUUGAAUUGGAGCACUAAUAUCGGAAAUUUCAGAUGAAGGCUGAUAUAAUCCAAUAUUCGUUUUUUGCUGAUAUCAGACCAAUAUCCAAUAUUAAUAUCGUAUCUGUACAUCCUUAGUUGUUUGUCUUUGAACAAAUGGCCUUUCACUUUAGCUGAGCAUUUAUACUAAUGAAUUAGUAUGAGAUGAGUCAGCUGUUGAAUUCAGGGUGACAGUCACUUUUUUGAUUCCUUAUUUAUUUAUUUUUCAUCUUUCCUAGUUUUUUGGUGUGCUGUUUUAAGCCAUGUGAUGGAAGUUAAAGGAUCACAGUUUAUCCUCAACUGUAAAUUUUUCACAAUUUCUUUUACCUCUUCACUCUAAAAAAAACCUUUGCCUCCAAAUUUAGACUACAGAUGAGAAUAAUCUCUGAGCUUUGACACUAUCACUGUUCUGUGUGUCACUGAAUUGAAUCUACCUAAUAUUUCUUGGUUGGUUAGAAAUGCCUGCUACAUAAACAAAAUAAGUCUGGACUAUUUCUGGCCCUUUAUUGCAUUAUAGGUUUCAUAUUUGUUGCUAAGCAUUUUCCACUCUCUGUUUUGCUAUAGCAACUCUAAAGGAGAGCUUCUUCACUUCCAGGUUUCAUGAGGAUGCUUUCUGUUUUUGGUGUAUACCACAGGCAUUUCUCACCGCACUUAACUUAAAAUCUUGUGAAGUUCAGACAUCAAAAACCCCACCAUCAGUGGAUUUUAUUAGGUUUUAGAUAUCGUUCUUUCUCAUGGUGCUAGAAUUUCUUAUGAUAUAAAUAUUUUAUAACAGUAUUACAGAAUUUAACUCACUGAACUGAAAGUGAAAUCACUUGAACGUUUGACCCCUACAGUCCCAGACCAUCGGUUUCAAAACAAAGAACACCUAACUUCCUCUAUGGAGCAUCUUGUUUUGCGCCUGUGUUCAGUCAGCCUCCCCUAAAACCUUAAAGAUGCCAAAAGAAAGCGUUGAGGGAGUGUCAGUAUUUUUAGUCCUGAUGAUUUUGUUUUCAUCGCACACUCUCCAGGUGAAGGAAAAGCAGCAUAUAUUCUGCAUCUGUUGGGAAAGAUGUGUUUUAAGUGCCUUCUUUCCAAACUGUCUAGACAAACUAAUUACCCAGCACAUCAUCUAUUUUUUUUAUUUCCUGUCUGAAAGAGUUGGGUGUGGAGGUAUAAAGAAACCCCACUUGAGGUUGCUUCAGUUGCUGUUGUAGGAAAUAUAUAUAUUUAUGAAGGUUGGAAAUAAUCCCAGCCCUGCAUUCCUCUGUUCCUCAUCUGAUCGAGUUUUUUUUCUCUUUUUCUGAAUCAGGUUUCAGAGGGAAAGAUGCUUUAUUUAACUCAAACCUUCAACUUCUCACAUGUUUAAAAGUUUAUCAGCAAGGAUAUCUUUCUCAUAUUGUCAGUAGACACAAGCUUACCGAUUCAUCUUUUCAAUUAUUUGAAUAUGAAGAUCAAUAGGCUGUCAAAUCUGGGAUUUCAGACAGUCUUUGCAAUAGUACCUGGAGACUCUCUUCAAACAUCCCCCCUCUCAUCCUGCAGUUUUUCUGACCACACCUAAACCAACCAGAGCAGCUUACUCAUUCAGACAGCAGAGGGCAGUCAGUUCAUUGUAGCCAUUGAGAUAUGAUCCGUAUACUGUGCUGUGGGAGCUUAUUAGAGGAUAGCUGCAAAGAUGUAAAGAAAAAAGCAGGUAAGUUAAAUUUCUAUAAUGCAAAGAAGAUUUAUUCACAGUCCGUUUUGAGUAAAAACACCGGUGCUUAGUGUCCCCAAACAAUCACACCAUGCAAACACUAUUGUGAGGACCCAGGUCAGUGAGGGUAACCCUGAGGUCAGUACUCCUGCUGUAGACACAAAGUAAAAAAUAAUGGCAAUAAUGGAAAGAGAAGUAUGUCAAUGCCACUGUUCAAUCUGCCGCUGCUAAAAACCUACACACUCUUUCAAAUCAAAUUGAAAAUAUUUGAAAAGACUCAGUUUGAAACUGUGCCACUGCUGGUUCUUUUGAGGGGUUUAGAGGAGAAAGUAGCAGGCUUGUACAGUGAAUAAAAACAUUUAAAAUGUCCAUACAUAACUUUCAAAAAUAGACUGAACCUUAACACAGAGCCUCCAUGUACUACACUGCAGCUCUAUCAGCUCAUUCUUUGGACCCCUGUAUGACAAAACUGUAUUUUUACUCACAUGCCUUUUGAACUACAGCUUGUACAACAGCUUUCUGAUAAAGUCACUACUCUGCGUGCAGACUGCAUCCGUCAUCGUUUAUCCCACAUUCAGGUACAUCAGUUGGUCACUUAGGUGACAAGUCAGUAAGUCUUUAUUUAUGUAAGUUUGUAAGUUAGUUAAUUUUUUGUCAGUUACUAUGUUUUUUUGCAGGUUAAUGGCUUGUCAGUAAGUCUGUACGUUAGUUUGUGAGUUGAUUUCUUAGUUUGUAAGUUGGUGGGUGGGUGUUUAAGUUAGUUAGUUAGUUAGUUAGUUAGUUAGUUAGUUAGUUAGUUAGUUAGUUAGUUAGGUUGGUUGGUUGGUUGGUUGGUUGGUUUGUUCAUUCGUUCGUACCUGAGCUUGCAUGACAAUUGUUGGUGUUAAGUUAGUUACUAAGCACGUUUGUAACGAAGUUAGUUUGUUAGUUUGUGAGAGUUGUUAGUUAGUUUGCUUUUUUGUUAGUCAUUAUGUAACAUAAUAAAUUACCUUUACAGAGAACCCACAUUUCUGGUUGUUGUAUUUAGCCACAAUCUCUGCUGUGCCCUCUAGAGGCAUCCUCCAGUUACACACAAAGUGCAAAGCACUAAGUUAGUGUGUAGUUUUGAAAAAGGUUUGAGGUUUGAAAAAGGGCAUCUCUAGUUUUGCAUUAAUACUACAGUCUACUUCCGGACGAGGAUUUGGGAUUCUGUGAAGGGCCCCCCCUUGUUUUUUGUCUCAGCUGCUUUCGGCCACAUGUGACCCUUUUUUUAAUGUGGAGGAGAGUCACCUUAUUGAAGAGUGUUUCUGAACUACAUCUUGUUGAAUAUCGUUAAGGUUAAUGUUGACAUUAGGGAAAUACAGUUUGUGCCAUGAAUAAAGAGUAGGACUUAGGUUGUUUCUUAAAUACCUGAAAAAGGAGUCACACUUGUCCAUCACCAAGCAGGCUGGUGCAUCACUGUUUAACUUGAAAUUCAUCCUCACUGCUGCCAUAAGUGAGUAAUACUAAAACGUUUUUACCUCAACUGCUCUUUCACAAGUAGUAAAAGGGCUGCAUAAAUCUAACAACUGGAUCUUUUUCUAUGACUAAAACAGUUCUUCCUGAGAUAAUACCUCUGUUACACCUGUGGUGUGAGUUUUAACACUGAAUAAAAUAAAUACAUCUGAAAAAUCAAAGAGCGGAUCAGGAGCAGAGUCUUCACCAGGGUGCACACCAUCAGUUGAUAAGCUUGAUACAUGUCUAAUGUUUUGGGCAUGCUGUUGUGAAUCCACACACCUUUGGAGCUGUUUUCAGCUCCUGGCCUUCGCUUUUUGAGGGUGGAAAUUUCUUUGCCAACAGCCUGCAGCUAUGAUAUCACAGCUUUUGCGUCAUGACACCUACUGCAACAUGUUUGUGAGCUCCAGAGUUUGAAGGAGAGCAUGAAAAAUGUAAAUGUGUUGUUAAAGGUUGAUCACAGCAGUCAGGUUUGAGUCUUGGUGUUUAUCUUUGUUUUUCUAGUCAUCACUCCACCCUUUCCCUCGUUUUGAGUCCUUUCACAUGUUGAAUAAGACCUUUUUGGAUGGAUACAUGAAUGGAUGGCUGACAAACCUGCAGGCUCUAUUGAGCAACUGGACCAGAUUUGUUUGUUUUCUCUGAGACAAUGUGGGACACUUGCCAUGUCAACUGGAGCUGGGCUCGAUAUUUAUCUUGUGUGUUGACUUAUGAAGCCUGGGGAGGAAUUUUUCGUCACUUGCCUUUAAGCGCAGAAUACAGUGUUUCCCUCAUGCUUGUUUGCAUUUUUGUAUGAGCACGGUGGAUUAAGGGGAACUCGGGUCAGGGGAAGGUGGAUUCCCUCAGUUUGGACACUCGCUCAAGGUGUUUGUAAGUCUGUUUAUUCUGACCAGGUGAGGCUGUAGGAUGGCAAAGGUGUGCCUGUUCUCACUGUUUCUAUUCUGCAGCUUUUUCAGCGUGUGCAGAGUGAAAGUCAAAACCCCAGCCCUGCCACAUAAACACAGUGAAGACUUCCAAGGCCUCUGGCUGCAAAGCCCAGCCCUGCUCUGCCUGUUUGGGCUGGUCCCUCUCCCAGUGAUAGCUUACCUGUGGAAUUUACCAAAGCUUUUUUAUAUCCCCAUUUAUGCUCCAGCAAUAGCUGUGUGCUCUUACAAAGGGCAAUGUGUACAAAUGUAAACCCACCAUCCUCAUUUGCUUCAGCUGAAAUAUAAUCAGUCUUUUAACCUGGGUUUUGCUUUUGUGAGUUCAUUUCUUUCCUCCCCCUUUUCUCCAUGCACAACAUUUGCUCUGGAGGAGGCACAAAAUGUUCAGCAGCAGCAGCAGCAUUGUCAUUUUGAAAGCACUUGUGUAAACAGGGCUGGAUGAUUGCAUUAUGAUGCAGCCCCUCCCUGGGACGGUGACAUAUCAACAGCUUCAGCGCUAUUGUUUAGCCUCAGGUGUUUAAUUCUGUUUGGCAGGAAGCGUUCUUGCACAAGGCUUGUGGUGAAAUCAGAGCGACAGAUCAUUAAGACAAUCAGAACACUGUUGGGAAAUCUCCUGAAUCCUCACUUCUCUAUCCUCUUUUGCUUUAUAUGCAAAGCAGAGCAAGUACAUUAUAGAUGAGACUGUUGCACAAACUUGCAGACCUCUAAUACCACCAACAGAAGUUACAGCUGUUGACAGAAUCACAAUAACACUAAAACAGGAUGUUUAAUUACCACAACAAACCCAACUUUAUAACUUUUAUCUUUUCAAGUGUUAAGCAUGUUACCUCUUGAAACAGCUGUACCAUUUAUAGUUUGAAUGGUUAAUGAAGCCCGAGGUUUUGACAUGCACUGAAAGGUUAAGAAGAUGCAAAAACUGAUUUGUGGGUUUGCUGUCAGACAGACAAAAACACUUGAUUACAAGUGGCCUGGGAGAUGUCUAAGAGAGUGACACAAGAGCUUAUUUUAGGUGAUUUCAGCAGGAACAACAGCAUGGCAGGCUGUAAAUAUGUCAAACCAAGCCAAAAAAGACCUCAAACAACAAAAGUAACCACCGACACUGUGUUAAAGACAGAGAGCAGAGGGAUUCUGGACACCCUGAAGCAGCGCUGUGUCACUUGAAUCUGUUACCUGCUCUGACAUUCUCUGCUUUGGGGUCUGGGAUACCUUGGUUGUAGUGGUGUUUUAUAACUUAUAAUCAAGAAGUAGCAUACCUGUACUUAUCUUGAUAGGUCUUUUUACACAUGCACUACACUUCUGGAAAUUUCCAACUAUCACAUGGAUAAGGUGUAUUUGCAAACACAAAGAGGGUAAAAGUCCAGAAAAUUCUCCAUGACAGAGUGGGCAGAAUAAUGAUGUGGUUUAGGUUGAGCAGAGUUUAACUGUUUGGCUUAGUUAUUCAUAUAAGUGUUUCUACUGUUGUGUUUGCAUUGCACAUAUGUCCUUACUCAGCUGAGUGUGCAAAUUUAGGCCUGACAUGGUUAAUGGAUUCCAUACAAAACUUUGUAUCAGGAUGUAAAAAUGUUUAGCUUUGUCUUAAAAACAAGCAUUUCAAAAUCAUGUUUAUGUGAGAUAUCUCAUUUGUUUGUCACUUCAAACCAAAAUUUUUACUCUUACCAUUCAGAUGGUGUAAACAGAAGAAAAAAGUCAGAUGAGAAUUGAAAUUUAACACAUUGUAUUUAUACACUGAUCCAUAGAGUCUGUGUGUGGUUGAAGUUUGAAGAUUCAAGGUUUUCUGAGUGUGGCGAACAACAGCAGAGCUAGCACCCCCAGCAUUUAGUCCUCCCUGCAUGGUAACAGUUACAUACUUGUAUUUGAUUCACAUUUUCCCAGAUGAGUUAACCAGACACAACCUACUGUAUCUCCAUUUGCCAAACAACACACUACAAGACAUGACAUAUGUCCAACAUUUUAAGCCCACAUUAGUGAAUAUAAAUCAACUAGUUUAUGUUACAAGUAAUUCUUGAGUAAACCAGCAAUGUUGACAAUAUUUAUCCUCAGGUGAACACUUUGGGGAACUGCAUGUUUUUUAACUGCUUUAUUUUCUAACACAGGAGGUUGCCACUUGCCUGUACACACCUGUGUAAUAGGUCAUUUUCUUACCACAGUAUUUUGGAAUUCCUAAGUAAAGGUCAGGAGUUCAUUUGUGAAAGGAACAAUUUAGUAGAAAUAUGAGAUUUACAAUGGAAUGACUCCUUGACCAAUGACAUUCAGCCACCAGGGACAGCUGACGACUUUAUAAGUCAUUCCAAACCACUUCCUGAGCGUUGUGCAGUGUUUAAAUAUCUUGAUAACGUGCAAUCCCUAAGAAAACAAUGCAAUUUGACUGUUAUUCUGAGUCUGAAUCUAUUUUUUUAAUGCAGACCAGAACAUGAUUUUUCUUAAUCAGCUUCAUUAUUAGAUUACUCUCAGAAAAUAUAUAAAAACAAGAUUAAAAAAGGACUGAAUAUGACUUGUCCAUGUUGUCGUGUUGCAUUUGUUCUAGACAAGCCCUCAGUUGAUUUGUUUAUGUGUUUAAAUUCAGUUACUGAGUGAAUUUUGAUUGUGGUUACUGUUCAUUUCUCACCUCAUUUUCUCUUCUGUCUUUUGUAGGGUAAUUAAACCAGUGUAACUGUUUUCUUUGUUUUUCUACUAUGGCUGUCAUUAUGCAGGAUUAAGGAGUCAAACCCGUCACAGCAGGUUUUUCAGGCUAGUGUUUUGAAUCAGGCUUCAUCUUGGGAGUUGUUCACCUGCUUUGUUAAACAGGUGAUGAUCAAUCGGCUACAACGAAAAACGGAUAGUAGUGUAUCUACCUAAGAUCCACAGUGGCAUGAAUCAAAGGUUUGUUUUGAUAGAAUUAUCCUCAGUUCACAUGUCAGGCCAGAGUCACUGUGUACGCACAAAAUAUUCUCUGCAACCAAUAAGAAAGUAUUUUGGUGGAGUUUGAGUGUAUCAGAAUCAGCUUUAUUGGCCAGCUACAAACAUUAAAUCUGAAAUAUUACCAGAAUUGUUACGAAAUGUACAUGUACAAGAUUAAACUAGACAUUUAACGUAUAUAUACAAAACAGUAGUGCAAUAGUGCAAAGAUAUACAUGUUAUAUUACUGGUGGGUUAUGUACAUUGGGGGGGGGGGGGGGUGUAUCUGGUUAUUGUUGUUGUAUCUGCAGAAAGUCUUAGUCUGCACACACAUGUCCUCAUCUUGCAUUAGUUUUUGUGAGGACGUGUGUGUGCAGACCAAGACUUUCUGCAGCUCUAUUCUGACCAGACCAACGCCCCAGGGCAAGAAACAUAAAUAUUACAGGAUACUUCUAAUCAGGAGCAUGCAUCAGUAAACACACAUCAUACUUGUCAUCAGCAGUAAAGCCAUAAGGAGCACGUUUGAAUGUGAUUGUUUGGUUAGAAGUUUAUGCUUCACAGGUUGCACAUCUCCAUUACAAGCUGCAUAUUGGUUGCAAUCAAAAUAUGUAUUAUUUACAUUUGCACGGAUCAAUUAAUCAAAUUUUAUUUAUAUAGCACCAAAUCACAACAGCUAUUAUCCCAAGACGCUUUCCAAAAGAGCAGGUCUCGACCACACUCACUGUCUGAUGUAUAACAAAGAGCCAAGCUUAAGAUGGGAAAGGUAUGACCCAUCUCAUCCAACAUGAGUGACAGUGGCAGGGAAAAACUCCCCUUUAACAGACAGAAACCUUGAGCAGGACCAGACUCAUGUUAGACAGCUGCUGAGUUGGGGAAAAACAGAGUCAAGUCAAGAAAUCUUUAUUGUCCCCGAGGGGCAAUUUGUGGUGCAGCCAGCAGCAAAACAGAGGCAACAUUAAAAAAAAUACACAGCAAUAACAUGACAGGUUAAAAAGGGUUAAAAAUAUACAAAAUGACAAUACAUAAGUGCAAUACCACGAUAGGGGACAGAAGAGAAGGAGUAAAGUGACCACAGUGCAUGCUAACUGGUGUUGUUCAGGAGGCCAAUGGCCACCGGGACCCAAGACUUUUGAAGUCUGUUUGUCCUGCAUCUUGGCACGUUAAAUCUACGGCCGGAAGGGAGCAGGCUGAAUUCAUGUGCCAGAGGAUGGCAAGGGUCCGACAGGAUAAGUUUAGCUUUCGCAAGGGACCUGGAUUUGUGCAGGAGGGAAAGGUGGGAGGGAGAGGGAGAUAGGCAGAGUGAGAGGUGGCAUGCGGAAACAUUUUGUUAUAGGCUAUCAAUAAAUGAUACAGUCAUCAGUCUUGUUUAAACAGCUAUUAAUUUGGUCAGUUUGAUUAGUUCUAUAUUGAAGGUGAGCAGCUUAAUGCCACACUAGCUCUAACCUGACGGAAGUCACUGAAUCACCAGCCGCUAGGAGUGCUGAAGAUAAUGCAGGCAGCCUUUGAUACCAAAGAAGAGGUCACUUUGUCCUGAUGUUUCAGUCUAACAGGAGUGCCAACUUCACAGCAUUUAAGUUAAAUAGAAAUCUGUAUUUAGAGAUUCUAUGUAAUUUAAAAUCUGUACUGUGAUAUUUAGGGGAAUAUCGGCCUUGGUGGAUUAUUCGGGCUGGUAUUAGAAUUUCAGUGAAGUAAGCCAGGCAGAACUUCAUAUCUGUAGUGAAACUGGGACUGCCCCAGAAACAUGUAAAUAGAAACCACUCUUUGCUUCACAAGCCAUGAACUUGAUUAAUCAUGUAUAUGGUAACAUAUUAUUUUGAUGUUGAUUGGCAGGUUUAUCAUUGAUUGUGAUGAUAAUUGUCAAAUAUUCAAGCUUCACAAAUAAGUACUCACCAAACCUUGUUAAAACUAGAUCAUUUUUAAAGGCAGGAAUCACUAAUCUUAUGUCCUCAGUCUGAGAGGUAUUGAAGGCGAGACAUUUGGAUGCACAAGUACACAUUUGUGAACUUCAGUUAAUCCAGAGCUCUGUCUUAAACUUUGGCAAAUCUCGUUUUGGUUUGAGCUCAGGUUUAUUGGAGUUUUCUGCAGAAAAGCAACGCUAGCAAGGAGGAUGUUUUGAACUCUCUGUGACCUUUCACUCCCUGAACUAAAACAAAGAUACUGUAUUACCCCCAGAUCUUACAGUCCUAAAGCAAGGAGAGCCCCAGACUAAAUGUGAUGGACGAAGUGUAAAUAAAGAGCAGUAAGGAUCUUCACAGCCUGUAGAUCAACACCAGCAUCAUUUCAAAGAUGGGAUCUGUGAGUGUUUUUGGUCUGUUUGCUCUCAGUCCUCUGAGGUUUCACUCAGCUGAGGAAAGAUAUGACUUGAGGGUAAUUUCAUUAAAGCUACAGUAUUUACUUUAAAACGACCCAAAAAAAGGAAAAGGAGAAGAAAGAAUCUAAUGAACACUCUGUAGAUUACCUCUAAUUCUGGUAAACAUGAGAUAGCUCUUAAAUUAAAUAUUGCCCUGAGGACAGAUUAGCACUGUUUCUUGUAAUAUUCUCGCAUUGUUCCAUUGAACUAGCAGGUUCACUCGACCAUAUUUAAGGAGAGUGUUCGCUGAUGUGAAAGCCAAAUAAUGAUCAAUGAAGGUGCAAAGUAUCAAGACUUGUUAAAUCUCUGCAAACAAACACUGUUAAGAAUUUAAAGACUGGGGGCAGUCAGAAAAAAGUAGAGCAGUGCCUAAAACUGAACUUUGACACUACAAUGUAUUUGUAUUUGCUGUAAAAUAUAUAAAUGUCUCUUCUUGUGUCCGCAAUGUGGCGCGAGGAAAACAAACACAAAGACUUGUAGGGCAUGCAUUAUGUGGUUCAUUUGGGGUUCAUUUCUUGAAUAACUGAUAACCCCAGCAAAUGUAAAUAAAACGUAUUGCAGGGGAGACUUGGGAACAGGUCAUAAGGCAAGUAGGCUUCAGAUACACUUCCCAUUCUGUGCAUUCCUGUACUCAUGAAGGCUGCCUGCAUGACCUGCCUUUGAUUGGAGCAUUUUCUUCGCACCACCUUAAAAUGUCCUCCAAGGUACUGUGUGCAAAGUGCAGUGUUGUUGCACAAGGACUGUGACUAGGUCAACACAGCAUUGGCAGAAGUGUAUGUCAUUAACCAAACCUGCAAAACAAAUGGAAACAAGUCCGGGACUGUUGGGGUAAAAUGUCAGAGAAAUGAAGCUUGGAGUGUGGACAGCUGCGUCUGCAGGCCACAAAGCUCCAGAUCAAACAUAAUAGUUACCUCUUUAACAUCUUUGUAGCAGCAUUUGGUAAUAGUAUAGACUGUUGAAUCUGGAUUUUGUCACAUGCUUGAGUCAUACAUUUUAGUUUUACUUUGUUGUUUGUGUUUUUAGGCGAGAUGGAGAUGGGGUGAGGGUCCACUGGGACCGGCUCAGAGAGCCCUCCUUUACCUCCAGGUGGAACCCCUUUGCUACAGACUACCCCUUCAUCACCUUCACCUACCAUCCUGUGAGAAACAUGAGUGAGGAGCUCAUGUCCCUCUGUGAUGUAAGUUCAUCUUAACUAUCUUCCAACUAUUUAAGUGUUUGUUUUAUGGUUUUAAUAUUUUCAGAUAUAACAUGUUGAAUACAUUAACGCUAAUAACAACCGAAGAAGUAAUCAAUGCCCACAGAAACCUGGAGAAAUCUCCUCUCCUCGCCUUUAAAUCCGCCACCGGCAAGGCGUAUUACUAUUUUCGUGAAGUCGUCAAAGAGCUCAAGAGAUGUCUGAAGACAGUAAUGCUACAUGAUGGCGACAGAAGGCAGCUCCUCAACAAGUGUCACUGUAAACGUUGCAUUGGGCGUCCUCCACACUCUCUCAUAUAAGCACAGAUGGAUUUGGUGUGUGUAAUGUUAGACCCACUAGUAAGACAAACACCCUUUUCCACAAAUAAAGACAAUCAUAUGAAGUUGCAUAUUUAAACCCCAUGUGACAAUGAUGGGUUGUUCCCAGAGAUCACAACAUAAAUUCCAAAAAUGGCAUUAAAAUCGGAACCAUCUGUGCGUAAAGAACGCAUCGCGCUCCAUGGCCUGGCUCUUUCUUUCAUAGAUGUUGGCAUAUAAAUAAAUUUGGCUCACAAAACUGAAUAUCAUAAUAUCCGUAUGUCGGCUUAAAGUAACUAACUUAUCUGAUCACUGAAACAAAUCAUCUGUUCAGCCGCCCCAGCAGCAGCUGCGGCUAGACGGGGAGAGGACACGGAGAUAUGUCCGGGUUGAGCUGCGCGAGAAAUAAGAGGAAGAGGAAGAAAAAAAAGGAGGGAGAUGAAUUACAUAUUUUGUUAACUUCAUCAUGUGUGUUUAUUUACUAGAUAUUUAAUUUAAUUUAAUGCGGUUUCAGCUGUGUUGAUACGGUCAGGUUGUGUGCCCAAACGCGCUCAUCAGAUCAGAUAUAGAUCAGAAUAUAUCGAUAUAGAUCUAAAUGUAUGUGCUGACUCAGAAUAAUAGUUGUUGAUGAUUAUUUAUUGCACUGAAAUGAGCCUGACACUGUGGAAACCUAACGGUGAGGCAUCGGUGACAUAUGCCGAUACGCCGCCGGUCUACCAAAAUACCACUAGACCAGCUGUGCUCUACCUGCGCUGAAAGCUGACCAGGUUUGAAUCAGCGAGCUUUCAGCGCUCUUUACACGCCUUUGGCGAGCACAAAAAUGUCACUGCGCCAGCUGAUUCUGUCGACACCUCCCUCUGCCAUGCCACCACGCCCAGCUUGGCGGACCUCGGUGCGCCUCAGUCCACGAAAAUACCAAACUGGCUGUAUGCCGUGCACCGCCAGACGAAAAUACCGCUGCAGGGGGUCCGCCACCCUCCGCCGCCUCACCGGCGGACACGAAAAUAGAGCCCUUAGUCUCGUCAGUCUGUUUGAACUGAAAUGAAUGGUUUUGCAGUGUUAGACUUCUAACUAACAAACUACAGUCUUUGGAGUCAUGUCCUUGUCAUUCAUAAUAUAGUUUUUAGAAAAAGAGAAAAAAGAUAAAAAUUGUAAAUGGAGUUUUUUUUUUUUUUUUGGAAAAAGAUCAGAGAUUUCAUUUGAGCAGACAUUGCACUAAUUUGAAGGGGUUGUUUUGUAGCAUUUUAGCUUUAGAACACAAAUGACUUAUUACCAGGUACAACACAAAUGCUGCUCCUUUGCUUUUAUUACUCAGUCUUGUGAUUAAGCAGCUUCUCUUAAAGUUGUUUAGCAUAUUUUUAUUUUUAUCUAGGUUUUAAAGUAAUAAAUUUUUCGAUGACAUUUUUGUUAUUUUCUGUUAUGCUGAUGAUGGGAUACAACAGAUAAACCAAAUGUGGAAUCUUUAAGUCUUGUUUCUCUAUUUUAUUGAGAUUUCAUAACUUAUAUCAAACUUGUAUCACAACACACUGUAUUUAUAACUUUGAUUUAAGUAAUAUCUAAAAGUUUUGUUUUGUUUUGACUUUUUGUAGUGUACUACGUUUCUAACUUUGGGACCAUUCCUUUCAAAAUUAACAAUGGUGUGAGCAUCAUAUCUCUGAACAUCUCUGCACAUAGAUCUCAAACUCAAGGGCAGCUGCAGGAGUGUUUACCUCCAAGAGAAAGUUUAUUAUCAGGGUAGAAUGAACUUUUAACUUGUCAGAGAGUCUCUGUUGAAAUCUGUGAUUUGAUUUGAUUGUUCAGUGACUAAUGCAGGUGGAGGUGUGUGCUGUGAGAAUCAUGCAGACACUUAAAAUGUGGUCAGAUGAGUCAUUCCACAGAAAAGACUUACUGGAACUAAGCCUCAGAUAAUAUCAUGUGUAAUCUGUCACUUCAGACAUCUCAUGAAACACUCCAAGCCGAGAUACAUCUGGAUCUUCAGACAGUACAGUCUCAUCAGGUUUUAAUUAAGAUAAAUAUGAAACCAAAGUCAAACUGUUUAUUUUUUUUCUUUGGUUUGAAUUUGAGCUCAUAUCAGGAAUCAGUUUCUUAACUAGAGCAUGUUUGUAAAACUUUUAUGGGACUUUCAACAUCAUCAGGAUGUUCAUGAGUGAGCAGGUGACUCAGCGUGAGGAGGAAAAAAGAAUGAACCAACCAUAAACUGUGUUGUUUUAAAGGUGUUCACUGUUGGGUAAUGUUUUAGACACUUCUUACGUUGUGUUUCUGUAGAUAUGAAACAAAGAGAGAGAAUCUUUAAAUGGACAUACGGAUGUUGACUAACACCUGAGCCUGACACAGGUGUGCAAAGAGCAGGAAAAACAUUUUCUAAGAAUGAAAAGAUUAAUAAGGACGCGAAACCACCAGUAAGCCCUGUCUGGCAGCAGACCAUUUAUUGAUGACAGUAGAUGGGUCAUUUUGUGUUGAAGGUAUGAGUAGUGGUCUAAAGUGAUGAUCAGUAGGGCCUGUUUAAGUCAUCAGAAAUGUGCACAGACUCCAAUUGGCUCCAAUUAGCUAAAUGUUGGACAGCAUCAGCCCCACCUGCAGGAAACUAUAUUAUACCUGACACAGUUCAUCAUCAAAGGGGAUGAACUGAGCAGUAUCUGAUGUGGUUAGGACACUGAUGUAAUGUUGAUUGAUGCUUCACUUGCUUUAUGCUACGCUUUGGAUUCACUCAUGCACGCUGCACUCCAGAUGAUUGUCAAUCCUCCCCAUUCAAGUGAAGACAUUGAACUGGCAAGUGAAGACCCCAAAUAUAAGACAAUCACGAUUUUUCAUUUAAGAUUUUAAGGAGAAAACCCUGUCUCCAGAUGUACAUUGUUAUUAUUUGUAUGUUUUUAAACCCUGCAGCAAGUCUCUGGGAGUAAAAGACAUGCAGUGAUGUAAUGAGAUGGUUCUGUUGCGUCCCUUGCCAGUGGAAAACCAAACUGGUUCGAGAUAGUUCUGGAUUUGAACCAUCUAUGAGCCAGCUCCAGCCCAGAUCUAGCUCCAGAGCCACUCUGGUUGAAAAGGAUUCUAGCUAGCUACAUGUGACUCAUACAAGGUCACAUAAAAACAUUGAACUACCCCUUUAUUUUAAAAGCUGCUUUUUCAAAUAUAAUUUUCAGGAAUUAGCUUUUAUUUUUAAAGGACAGGUCAGUGGAAAAGGUGGAGCCUGAAUACAUAGGACAUGCGUUCAGACUGUCAGGCCAAUAGGGUGGGAAACAGAUGCUUUUUAGAACUGGUCAUGACUUAGUGACAGGGGCAAGACAAUAAGGACACGACAGCGAGAAUUAAGAUGGGACAUCAUUUUUGAGUAUUUGGUUAUUUGUCUAAUACUGAUGAAUUAACUUGUAAAUGUGUUUUUUUUGUUUGUUUUUUCUGUUUAAAAGUGUGAAGUGUUGUGCAAAGUUGCCACUAAACUGAGCUGACUCAAAGGCCCUUUCAGAUGGAUUCAAGUGACUAAAUCUUAUGGAGAUAGACACAUUAAUCUGUUAGACCACCUUUGGGACCUAAAAAUCCUAAAGGUGUCUUUAAAAUGUGAGGACUUGAUCUGCAAGAACUAACUUGUAUUUUAUAGAGGAACAUUAAAAAGUAUCUAUGUUACAAGCUGAAUUUUGAUCCUGUCUCCACACUUUUCACAGAUCAACAGUUUUCGUGAGAAGCUCAAAGAGGCGGCACAGAAAGUCCACAUCAUGAAGCCAGUUCCUGGGAAAGCUAAUGGCGUCCUAUUGCUAAAUCAGGAGAUCCACAUUGACGCCUACGUUGGCCUCAUGUCUUUCCUUGGAAACCAGAACAAGUUGGGAUACUGCAUGGCUCGAGGAAACGUGGGCUACUAACUCCUGAUCAUUUGUAUAAAAGUGUUGUUGCUGCUGUUGUUGUUGCUGGUUAGAUUAUGGAAUGUUUGAUCAUGAGUUUGUUUAUGGAGUUCGGUGAAAUCUACUUUGAUUGACCAAAGAUUUUUCUGUAUUCAGGUUUGUGUCUCAGUGCAGCCUGGUUUCUGUUCUGUGAGAGCUUUAAACAAGUGUGUGAUCUCCCCCACUGCUUAUUACCAGUGUGUGGUGUCUGAGCGCUCAGAAAUAUCCACAUUUCAACGCCGCUCUUCACUGGAUGACGGAUCCCCUGCCGCUCUCAAGGAGCUUUGUAUUUGCUCCUCACUGAUAUGGUAAUUCAACUCUUUCGCAAUGGGACUCCUUUCUUCCUCCCCCGUUCCUCUGUUAAAAGCUCAUUCCCAUGCCGUUCAGCCCCUCAGAGAGUCACUGGAGCAUGGGGGCACAUUUGUCAGUUUAGUUUUAUCAUUGCUUGUGUAUUUUUACAGCACGUACAGUUUUGGAAUUUCCCCUUGAUUUGUGUGUUUACUGCAUGUCACUUUGCUGCGUUUUGGUAUCAUCUGUUUGUCUUGUGAGCCUGCCACAGAUCAGAAACGAAACCUUGGCAUAUUUGGAUGUCUCUUCUUUUUUAGCAGCAAGAGAUAUGCAGAAUUUACAUGCAGAGUCUUCAGCACUGUUUCUGUCUAGCACACUUUAUCAGUCGGCUUUAAAAACCAUGACCUCAUAAGAACUGACAUUUAUUUACAAAUUAAUCAUACAGUCAAAACCAACACCUAAACAAGACCACAAGUUACCUGCGAAUACUGUCACAAAUCAAGGGCCCUAUUUAAAAGAUCCGGUACGUAGGGUAAACAUGACCACAUUUUUAUUUUACAGGGGGUACAGCGUCAGUUUUAAGUGAGGCACUGGGGGCCAGAAGGUUAGUUUAAAGCUGCUAUGAAGAACUUUUUGUUGGUGUGAGUUUGGGCGCCCCCGGUUGACAAAGUUAUGUCUCUAAUCUUUUUGUCCAACAAAAGUAAAAUUAACCUUUCCAGACAAAAAUCUUCUUCUGCUUUCUUUUGAAAGUGAAAUGCAUUGCUCACUGUAAAUAUUAACAAGUUGUUAGGGUGUUUACUCAGCUUGUUGUACAUCAUGUGGUCCAACACCUACCCCCUCACAGCCGUUUCAGGCAGUAAAAAUUAUUUUAGAGAAAUUUUCUGCCUUCUUGUUGAUGGUCCCAUUUAGUUUCAUAAAUCUCAGACAGAAAUCAGUCAGUUUCAGCCUUUUUCUUAACCAAUUAAAAACCUGUAACAGUGCCUUUAAAUCCCUUGAUUAUUCAAAGGUAUUAAGUGCAACCUGAAUUAGACCAAUCAGAGUGUUUGGUCUUAUUCCCUUUAAAAGUCAGGUGUGCCCUCAGACAGGUGUGUCGCUAUCUACACAGCAGAUGUCAGCUUUUUUACUUUCUUGUCCAAGUGGAAUAGAGUCAAUGACCAGUGACUUUCCAAAUUAAGAAAUGAGAAAUUGCAGAGCAUUUACGCCCAACCAUACUUUUCUAAGGACUAACAUAGAGCAGAGUUUACACAGCCUUGGUGCUUGUUUGUGUCAGUUUUGGUGCCCCCCUGUGGCCAAAUCAGUCUCUGCUUACCUUAUUCUCUGUAUGCCCUAGUAAUCACUUUUGUCAAAAUUAAUCACUUUUGACAAAACUUUCAUUCUGCUGACUUUGACAACUGAAUGUAUCAUUUCUUGUGAAUAUUUUAUGUGUAAAUUGUAAAAACAGGGCUGUUUCUUUUGUGCUUGACUGACGCCUUCAUUCUGGUUUUAGGCAUCAAAAUUACUAAGUAAAAAUUUUGUCACCGAU
Molecule: messenger RNA, 28819 nt
Organism: Xyrichtys novacula (pearly razorfish)
Lineage: Eukaryota; Metazoa; Chordata; Actinopteri; Labriformes; Labridae
Source: the annotation of a GenBank genome assembly